Messenger RNA from Sordaria macrospora k-hell, 1971 nucleotides. RefSeq lists its product as uncharacterized. Lineage: Eukaryota; Fungi; Ascomycota; Sordariomycetes; Sordariales; Sordariaceae. The record is from RefSeq and is a predicted model, not a curated record. Gene Ontology annotation, biological process: magnesium ion transport. Gene Ontology annotation, molecular function: magnesium ion transmembrane transporter activity. Gene Ontology annotation, cellular component: membrane.
AUGGGGCUCUUUGGCGGCAUCUCUCCUGCAGGGGGCAUUGCUCUCGGAAUAAUAGUCGGCUUGAUAUCCACGAGCGUCCAGAGUCUCGGCCUCACGCUACAACGAAAGUCACACAUACUCGAAGAUGAAAAGGGGCCCUACGAUGUUCGACGACCGCCAUACCGAAGAAGGAGGUGGCAGAUAGGAAUGGGCAUGUUCAUCAUCUCCAACGUCAUCGGGAGCUCGGUUCAGAUAUCGGUCCUCCCUUUACCAGUUCUCUCUACCCUACAAGCGUCCGGCUUGGUCUUCAACUCGAUUUGCGCCACCCUGAUUCUCGGCGAACCGUUCACGAGGUGGUCACUAUGGGGAACGUUGCUGGUCUGCAGCGGCGCAGUCUUGAUCGCCAUCUUCGGAGCUAUUCCCUCGCCGGCGCAUAAACUGAGCGAGUUGCUGGAGUUGCUGGGAAGGGGACCCUUUGUAGCAUGGAUGGUGUUUCAGGGCAUCCUAGUGCUGGGCAUUGCGAUCGCUACAGACGUGAUAAGCAACUUCACAAAGCUGAUGCAGCACUCUCGGUUCCGCCUCGCUCGGGGUUUUGCGUACGGGUGCAUAAGUGGCAUCUUGUCUGCCCACUCCCUGCUGGUGGCCAAGUCAGCCGUCGAACUGCUCGUCAAGACGCUGGUGGACGGCGAAAACCAGUUUGUCCACUGGCAGUCCUGGGCCAUCCUUGUGGCCCUUGUCACACUCGCUCUCAGUCAACUCUACUACCUACACCGCGGCCUGAAACUGGUUUCGACCUCGGUUCUAUACCCACUAAUAUUUUGUAUCUAUAACAUCAUCGCCAUCUUGGAUGGCCUAAUCUACUUUGAUCAGACCGAGUUGAUCAGCCCGCUCCAGGCGUGCCUAAUCACCCUCGGCACCGUCAUCCUUCUAACCGGUGUCCUGGCACUAUCGUGGCGUCUAAGCGACGAACAACAUACUCCCGGCGUUGGACAGUCAACACUGGCUCCAGGAAUGGGCCUAGUCGAAGAUACAGACGACGAAGACGACGAAGAAUCCCUCCUACUCCGCUCCGACAUCGAAGACGAGGAAGAACGUAUCGGUGUUCCUCCCCCACGCUUAUACAACUACAGCACCUUCAACAUCAGCCAGUCCCGACUACAAGGGGAUGGCGCCUCACAAGGCGGAAGCAGCAGCGGUGGGCCCGUCGUGGUGAUAGCACCACCAAAGCGCCAGCGCUCCCUAGCCAGCCAGUCGAUCCGCACCCUACCUUCCAACCAAUGGACCGAACGCGCCGAAAUCUGGGACGAGCUUGAAGACCGCGACACACCACCCAACCACUCCUCCCUCUCUUCCCCUGCCUUUCUCUCCAGCAGCAGGCGCCGCUCAACCACGUUACCCGUCACAAAUCCAAACGAGGGUACCUCCCUCCUCCACCCGCGCCGAAGAGAAGUAAGCGAUAGCUACCAGUUUGCUCCCAGAUCAAUCACCGACCUCGCCUCGCCCAGAAGGAAUUUUCGAAGACGAAGGAAGUCCACUGGUUUCCCAGGUUUCAUCCCGCGCAAGCCGUCAGCAUCAACCACGGCACCAAGGCGAACAUCAGGUGGCGGUGGGCUGCAGGAUAUCGUCAGUGGGUUUCUCAAAGCGAGGUGGUGGAAGAGCAAACCCAAGACUACUCUGGGUGUGCCAGGACUACGGGAGGAGGCGAUAGUGGCUGCGAGGAAUAGGAUACAUGAGGAAGAAGAAGGGGAGGGGUUGUUGGAGGAGUAUCAUCAUCAAAGUCAACCUCAAGGACAGGCGUCAGGGUCAGGGUCGGGGUCGGGGACACAUAGUGAGCGAGUGUCUCCAAAGAAUGAGACCCGAAGAACAAUAACAGAGGGUGGUGGGUUAUCACUUAAUGGCGCGCAGGGGCCGCGGCCAUCAGCAUCAACAGGAGGAGAAGGGAUAAGGAAUAAUAGUAGGAGGCGCAGCAAGGUUGAUGAUUCACCGGUAUAG